GUGAGCAUGAUGCAAGCAUGAUUUCUUCAGUUGACUACUAUAAAUAUUUACCGGUAGCAGCUAAUAAUAAACAUUGAGGUUCAUACUUGUACAGAAUUUUCUUCAUUUUCUCUACAAUGGCUAGCUUUUCUUUCUUCUUUGUUACAAUCUUGAUCUUGGUUUUGCCCAUUAUUGAAGGGCGUAUUCUGAAACUUGAAGGUUCAGAAAUUAGUACUCAAUUGAUCUCAGAUGGAGUUGAACACUUCAAGAAUCAAUCAGAUUAUCUAAGUCUAGGCAGCUCAAAGGCACUUAUAACUUCAGGGGAUCAAUGUAAACAUAUAUAUGGUUUCUUUCCAUGUGCAGAAAAUAUUGGAGGGUACAUAUACAUGAUUGCCAUAUUUCAGUACUUGUUGAUUCUUGGUGAGAAAGUACUGUCCAAAGGAAGCAACAGGCUCUUUAGUAUUCUUGACACUGGAAUUUUUGGUGCAAGUAUCUUUCCAACCCUUAUAACAUGGCCAAGAAUUGUUAUGGCGUUUGUAUCUGGACUUUUGAUCAAUAGAGAGCAAGCUCAAGUAUCGGUAUCUUCUUCACUUGGUUCGAAUGUUGGUUCCAGUGUCUUGAAUCUUACUGUGCUCUGGGGCAUAUGUGUCAUACUUGGGAGACAAAACAUCUCAGUAAAUUCAAAUACACAAAGUGCAGAAUCCUCCUCUUCUACUUUGAAAUUGAAAGACUUAAAGAGUAUGUUAAUUUCCUUUUCAUACUUUGAAGUAAGAGGAAAUCUCUUUAAAGGUGGACGUCCUGACACUAAUGUGCUCAAAGGAUUAUUUACCAAAACCGACAAAGAUAGGAGCAACUCCAUAACACUCACCGAACUAGAAGAACUAGUAAACCAGCUUGAAUCGGGAAAGGUUAAAGUGGACAGUAACUUUGCCCUGUCAACACUGUCACGGAUUUUCGACAAAAAUGGAGAUGAGAGGAUAAAUGAGGAAGAGUUCAUUGAGGGAUGCAAGAAGUUGAUACAGGAAUCCAAUGGCGAUUCCACCUCCAUCAGGAAACAUUUCGAUGAGGCAAAAAAUUCAAUUUAUUUUGCUAUCUCUUUCACUAAUAUAGACACUGGGGGCUAUUUAUGUAACAAAAAGAUCAUCACUUUUAGUUAGUCAAAAU
This is a messenger RNA of Nicotiana tabacum (common tobacco), 1143 nucleotides long. The record is from RefSeq and is a predicted model, not a curated record. NCBI's taxonomy places the organism in Eukaryota, Viridiplantae, Streptophyta, Magnoliopsida, Solanales, Solanaceae.